AUGACUGUAGGAUACUAUCUUUACGGUGCACAAUCUGAAAUCACUCACGUAACAUCGUCCACCCUUAGUUAUAACUUCGCGUAUGCUCUCAUCACGAUUGGUGGUUUCAUAUCUUUGGUCAGCUUUCUUGGUAAGAUAAAAUUUCACACCUUUUUCGCGAACCCAAGUUCAUGCUCACUGACGUACGAUGAAUGGAUAGGCUGUUACGGCGCUGCCGAUGAAAAAAUCGGAUUCCUGAAGGUUUAUGUGGUGUUAUUGUUCUUAUUAAUGGUAUCUCAGAUAGUCGUCGGUAGCUUUGCAUUUGCUUAUCGUCAAGAUGUCGACUACAUUCUUGAUAAAUCAUGGUCAAAAGCAUUCUUAGAAGAACCACAAUUAUUAAGAGAUGUAGAAGACUAUUUCCAAUGUUGUGGUUUCAACUCAACCAAAGAUCGGGUUGUUCAACCGUGUCGAUAUUAUAACCCGUGUCAUGAAAUGAUGAAGGAUUCUUUGAGAUAUAGUUUACAAACCAUCGGAAUUGUCGGUGUCGUGUUGGGCGCCAUGGAGCUCCUCUGCUUAUUGUUGGCGGUCAUUUUGUUCAUUCACAUAAUGUCGGUUCAUCGUCUCGAGGAGCCCGAAGAAGAAAGACGAGCUUUAUUGGAUGAAACGCGUAGGCUCGAUGCGGAAAUACGCGAAACUUACCAACGCAGAAGAGCACACUUUGGAUAA
Acaulospora colombiana is the source of this 705-nucleotide messenger RNA. The record is from the annotation of a GenBank genome assembly. NCBI's taxonomy places the organism in Eukaryota, Fungi, Glomeromycota, Glomeromycetes, Diversisporales, Acaulosporaceae.